This is a messenger RNA of Austrofundulus limnaeus, 7246 nucleotides long. RefSeq names its product shisa family member 7a (gene shisa7a). Lineage: Eukaryota; Metazoa; Chordata; Actinopteri; Cyprinodontiformes; Rivulidae. The coding region runs from base 1977 to 4127 and encodes 716 amino acids. Gene Ontology annotation, biological process: regulation of short-term neuronal synaptic plasticity; regulation of AMPA receptor activity. The transcript is spliced from 6 exons. The record is from RefSeq and is a predicted model, not a curated record. Gene Ontology annotation, cellular component: postsynaptic membrane; postsynaptic density; dendritic spine membrane.
AAACAGAAAGAGAGGGGAAAACGGAGGUUUGGACUUUAUAGGUACAACUGAAGGUUUUAAGUUUAGCUGUAAAAUGCACUUUCUUGGAGGGGGGGAUUUUGGGGGUGGAUAUUAGGCAUCAGAGGGCAGACAUGACAGCAUCACCUUCUGAGUGAAAACAGAUGGACAGGUGCUGACUCCUGGAUGGAUCUGAUUUGGAUGUAAGAUUAGGUUUAACUCCCCCAACACACAUUUUUAUUUAAAUUUUAUAUAAAAAAUAUUUUUUGCCCCGACUCUUUCAAAGCCCCCCUUUUCACUCACACACAGACAGAGCUGCAUUGCUAUUCUGAGAGAGUUAGCUGUCUCAACCCACGCACAGAAUCUGAGAAAGAGAGAAAGGCAAGAACUGAGGAAGGGAAAAAAGAGGAGAAGGAAAGGAAUGGAGGUGAGGACUUCUCUACAUAAAGGACCAGAAAGAGAGAGAGAGAGAAAAAAACCCUUGCAGUUUUAUAAUUUGAGUCUUUUAAUCAGUUGUGUCGAGCAGCAGAUGCACAGUUUAGAUUAGCACGCCUGUGUUGGAGCGUGUGGCGCUGCAAAACUGCAGAUCUGUUUGUGUGAUGGUGCCGUGUUGGAACUGAUCAUUGACGUGUUUCCUGGACACGAUUCUGGAAAUCGAGGAGAGAAAUUUGUCCCUUCAGGAACAUUUAGUUGUUUUUUUCCCCACCUCUGAACCCUCGUCAGAAGGUUAGAGAAGCACAUGAGUGAACCAAGCGGAGCCUUCUCAUUCUGCUCCCCCCACCCGUCCCCAUCUCUGCCUACAUUCUCUGCUACAGAUAGGGACGUUUUGAUAAUUACAUGUAAUUAUAAUUUCUGUGGGAGACAGAUCUGCCUCUGUCUAUUAUUGCCGACACCUCCAGCACAAUAACUUCACGCAUUUACAUAUUUCUCAACAAAAGUGAUAUUCUUUGAACCCCCACCAAAGAUAAAAAAAAAAAAACAGGAAUAAUUUUACUCAGAGAGACAUGUCACAUGCAAAAGCAAUGUGCCAUUCAGCUCAAAUCUAAUUAGGGAAUUCAGCUGAGUGACACGGGCAACAUUUUGUGCCCAAAAAGAAAAGAAAAAAAAAACAUGGCAUUCGCCUCAUUUCGUGGAGUGUUUUACAGGCUUGGAGUCAUCUAUUUGGUUCAAGCGUACUGCUAAUUUUUUAUUCUUUCCCCCCUGUUGUUACAGCCUUCUAGCACAUAAGCAGAGCCAUUCUCAUUAUCACCCACAGCCCAGUCACAGAAACGGCCUGUGCCAAGAGAGUACAGAGCAAACUGAUCCGCAGAUCCAGAUAAAUAAAUGUACCGCUAGAUAUGAUGAGGGUUAGCGGGUUAAAAAAUAGAGACGAUGACCAUAAUCAGUGGCUCAGCUUCUCAAUUUAGAUAAACUGUCUGAAAGUUGUAAAAGCACCAGAUUAUUUUAAUACACAUAGUCUUAUUUCAAAAUAGUUGCUUACAGGAUAAAACAAGUGCCCAUUCUGAAUGUAAACAGUGCCAGACGUCGUAGAUUUGUUUUCAAGUGCCAUGAUCAGCAGAAGAAUGUACAGGGAUGCUGUUUCACUGAACUAAUUUUCUUCCCAGAUUUAUCUCAUGUUAUGGCUCCAAGCAGAAAUAUCAAGAUUUGAUGUUAGUUGAUUUGAUCAGUGCAGGACAAAACUUAGGGUGUUUCUGGAUGCUGGUUCCUUUCUAGAAAUCAUUUUUAUACCAUUAUACCCAACAUACAUCACACUUUACCUGUUUCUUUCAUUGAUAGACCGUAUAGGUACAAAAUAAAAAUGAUAAUGACAAAAGCAAAUAGACUUCAUACGGUUAGUUAGUGAUCUGUUGACCCAGUCCAGUACAUGCCACAUGAUCAGUUCACAUGACAUUUUAGUGAGUUAAAACUGAAAAAAGCAGAUAAAGCGCUGUGACGGCAUUGACUCAACGACAGAAAAUAGAUGUCUUAGUCAUGUAAAAAUGACGCCCACCACCAAUCUCCGAGUCCUCGCCGUCUCCCUGCUCUCCCUCUUUGCUGCCCCAAUUACCACGGCUGUGGAGACCCCUUCGUAUCCCCCUCCUCAGCACGUAGACCGCUCAGGGAGACCGCUCACCCAGCAGCCCGGGACAGACUCCAGUGCCUCCCUUCUGCUGCGAGCCAUCCAGGCCGAUGCCAGGCCAGCUGCUCUCCGAGGCAGACCCAAGCCUGCUAAGAACCUUCCCGAAACCUCAGAGGGAGUCCUAGAGACGCCGCCGAGACCCCAGCCGCAGGUCAUGUUCCCCAAGAACGUGACCGUGACAGAGUCAGUCACACAGCGUUUCAGAGCAGCCCAAGUGCCGCCUGUCAUGGAAGGAUGGCCUGACGUCUGCUGGGGUUAUUACGAUGUGAUGGGGCAGUUCGACAACGCCUUCAACUGCUCCAAGGACAACUUCAUCUACUGCUGCGGAACAUGCCACUACCGUUUCUGCUGUCCGGAGCGAGGCCGCAAGCUGGAGCAGGAGAAUUGCAAAAACUACAACUCCCCAGACUGGGCCAAACCACAGACAGAUGCCAACAUAAUACCGGAGGAGUUGGGUCCUGACCCGGACUUUGACCCACUGAAGCAGCAGAGCCACAACACAGGCUUUGUCAUCGGUGGGGUCAUUGUGUUCAUGGUGGCAGUGGCUGUGGGCAUCAAGGUGGUCUUCAAUAAGGUGCAACAGGAAGCCAACCAAAGGGACCUGAACAUGCCUAGAGCCCUGGUUGACAUGUUGCGGCAUCAGUCGAGCCCAGUCCAGCAGGACGAGAGAAACAACAGCGUGGCUCUGACAGUAGGGGACGGGACGGGGACGAUAGGAAGAGCUCCUAAAAACCUUUACGCUCCCGGAGUGCCCAACAAGGACAACAGAUUGGGCAAUCUGCAACACAAUUUCAUCCACCCGUCAGGCUCCAGCCCAAAACACACUGCGACUAUCGAACGCACCCCUCGGAUGAACAACGCUCAGCUGGCAGCUGGAGGCACCCUGCUCUCCAGCAAACAUAACAACACCAAGUCCCAGCCUUCCUUCCACCACUCCCUGCACAACCUGGCCCAGCUGCCGCCCUCCUAUGAGAGUGCCACCAAGCCUGAGCUCAACAGAUACUCCUCGCUCAAACGCCUCGAGAAAGGUCUGGAUGAGUACUCGUCUGGUUACUGCACCACCAAGCGUCGACCUCACACAGCCCAGCCGGCCCUCCAGUCCUCCCAGCACCACCUCCACUGGGGUGGAGACUAUACUCUCAGUGGCAGAGGCACCCUUCCCAGGCAUGCAGCCCGCCCCUGGAUCCCGCCGCCACCCUCUGGCAUGCCUGUCUCUCCCAUGCCUGCCUCCCCCACUCCCAAUCCGUAUCCUCUGGACCCUCCUGAGCCGCAGUUCAAUCCCAACUAUGACACACUCUCCAAGCCAAGGAAAGUUAAGUCCACAGACCAACUGCUCAACAUGGGCGAUGUCCCGGGCAACACUGGGACUCUGUCUCGGCUGUCCAAGAACCAGCAGCACCAGUACUACAAAGCCAUGGCUGCCUCCAAUAAGAAUUCCAACACACAAACCCUGACCAGGAAGCCACAGGAUAGGCAGGAGAGGCAAGAGAGGCAAGAAAGGCUGCUCAUGUCCCCGGACCAUUUGGAGGAGAGGAUGGGGGUCGGUGGGAUCGGGGUUGGCGGAAUGGGUGUUGUGGACCCCUACGCCCACACAGCAACUGGAGGAGGAGGAGGAGGUGGUGGCGGAGGCGUCCCCACGUUGCCUCGCCAGCAGAAGGCACAGUCCCAGCAGAACGUCUGCGCCACGCCCUCCCUCGACCGGCACCACAUGAUCAAGAUGAACUCUCACCCUACGUCCGGACGAGAGCAGGAGAGGAACACGACCGGGACAAGCCACGUCAGCGGGAGCGGCAUGGGUUGGUCAGCGGGGGAGAUGCCUGGAGCCGGGGUCGUCAUGGGAACAGGAACGCUGGGGGGCCACAGCGCCAGGAGGAUGGCUUUCGCGGCCAAACGGCAAAAUACCAUCGAGCAGCUACAUUUCAUACCAGGUGGGGGCGGUGGGGGGUCAACAGGAAGUGCAGGUGGCAGUCAGGGCAUCAGGACAGGGAGUAAAAAUGAGGUGACGGUGUAAGAUCUGUGCCUAGUGUAGAGUUUAGUCCUUAGAUGUUUGGAAGUAGAUCACCCUUCAGCAUUUAAAUAUUUAGCUAGAACAAAAACUGGAAUAAUACAGUGCUAACAAUAUCAUGUGUUUAGACUAUUCUAAUUAGUUUUCUCUUGUAAUGAAAUUAGCUUGAUUAUGACUGCUUAUAAAAUUAAAGAUCUAGACGGGGAAAAUCUGUAUUUCCCCAUUUUUUGUGAUAGCCUACAUCAGCCAUAUUUUGUAACAGAGUUUGCCAUAUUGCCAUAAACAGCAGUGCCAUUACUUGUAGAGGGAAGGACUGGAUGGGUGAAACGAUAUAAAAAAGUGGGGGGGAUGAUCAUAGUUUAGUUUUUAUAUAUGUUUUUCAAAAAAAGUACUCAGGAGCCAUAUUAGAUAGGGAACCAGAUGAUAUAACAAAGAUUUGAUGAAGCAGAGGAUUACUUCAUGGCAAAGUUUCCGAAAGCAGAGACAAUGACCUGGACUUAUGGUGAUUUACUGAACUGGAUCUCAAAGCUCGGUGGACCAGAUGGGUCUCAAAGACCAUUGUGCCUGGUGAAAUCUUUUAUUUCUGUUUUGUUUUUUGGAGAAUUUUUUCAGCUGAACAAACCUCGUCCUGACACAGGGAGACUGAACUUGUUCCUUAUUACAGUACAUAACCGUGUGAAGAAGGUAGAACUGUCUUUCCUGCAGCUUUCUGACUUAUUUAAACAACAGCCGUACAAUCCAAUUGCCUGGGUUGCCUAGAUUUCCAUGUGACCUUAGAUUAAAUCACCAGAAGAGACUCACACGCUGAUCACUGUUACACUACAGGAAGCUGAUAUGUAAACUGACGUUAUACCACAUUAGGGGGUGAGGUCCUUCCCCCCCAUUUACAAAUCAAACCUGUACGGAACAGUGGCUUACCAAAUAAUUUAAAAAAGAGCCAUCAGUGGUGAUGUAACGCUAACACCAACAGAAUCCAGAGAUUAUUCCUUCAGUUUACGUACAAAAAGAGGCUGUGACACAGGUUGCAUACGAAGAGCACAAAAGGGUUGCACUCACACAACUGUCCUUCAAAGCCAUUUUAUGGAGAUACAGAGGAAACGCCAACCAGGAAGCUGGUCUGACAAUCACCAUCUAAUUAUUAACAUCGGGUGACACGUUACACAAGUCGGUGAUGUUUCAUACCGUCAAAGAAUUGGUUUCCCAAGCAAGCCAAAUUCCUCAGAGUCAGGCGUGAAGGGCAACUCGAGGUGUUGUGAGAGACUAUGAUGGUUAGGAAGCCCUUCCCAUCUUCAGGACAAAGACCUUGUUGUAUCAUAAUGCACUUCAGCCAGUAUAAGUAAAAAAAUACAUAUAUGUAAUAAUUGAAAAGAAAAAAAUCUUCAUCAAUAACAACGCUUAUCAAUACUAAGGGCUAUCCUAUCCUAUAUACUGUAGUAUGUGAUAUCUGUGGUCCAUAUACAAUGCUAUCUCUUUCUAUUGAUUUUGUGUUGAUAUUGUCAUGACGUAUUAAGUAUUAAUAUGUACAAAAAGAAAAAAACAAGAGCAAUUUAAGCACAGUUCAAAGAGAAACACCAAGACAAGUCUUUUGCACAAAUAAGUCCCCCCGAUAUUAGCACCGGAUACUUUGCGUCCUCGAGGUUUACAUUCGGAAGGUCUGACUGAUUGAUUGAUCGAUCUAAUGGAAGGUAUAGCAUUGAGCAAGGGAAACUUUAUUUUCUUCUGUCAACUGAAAAUCAGAGAUAAUCCGUUUGGCUUUCGUUCAGUCUCGCGAAAGGCUAGACACAAAAAAGCGGACGAACAAAAAACAUUACAUUUGGACAAUCUUCCUAUACACAGUGCUAAAUGUAGUUGUUAUUAAAUUUGAUGGAGUGUUAUGAUUAAUACUUAUUAUAACUGUUAUGGUUAUUAUUAACAAUUAUCUUAUGAUGUGAUGUUCUUUUUCUUGGUGGGGUUUUAAGUGUUUAUUGUUUUUAGAUAACGUGCAUUUUCACGACUAGUUGGGUUUUUCAUACAUCUGGUCAUAAAAAAUGAAAUAUAUACAUAUAUACAUAUAUAAAAAUAGAUUCCAAACUUGAUGCAUGCCAGCUCCAUUUCAUUGAGAGGCAUUGACAGCAUGCCCAGGUUUUUUGAGGUCGUCAAUGCUUAAAUGGCCAAUUCUCCAACUGUAUGUACUGUGCCUAGACAUCAGCCUUAUGACUUCUUGAUCUUGAGUCAUUACGUAGGUUUUCCAACUCUGGUACAAAACCAUGUAUCAAAAAACUCUGCAGCCUUUGAAAUGUAUAUGUAGACCAGAAAAAGGGGAGUUUUAGGCAUGAGCCAGCAGCCUGAAUCUAUCAUUUAUCAUAGGCUGUAUGCACAAACCUGCUGCCAUAAUGUAUGUAUGUUCGGAUGAAUGUUUAUUUCAUAGAUUGGGGGGGAUAAACGGAGGUCUUAUGGAAACCUGAAAGCUCUGAGCCCAGUGUAUUUUUUUCAGGGAAAUAGGACAGACAACAUACAGUUCGAUUUUUUUAAUAGAGCCACAAAAGGUCUGUAGCAAAGUCUGUAAUAACUCACAAGCCAUAUUCAUUGAAAUAACCUAAACCCUAACCCUAACUCAUCAUCACAACUUUUAUAAAUGGUUAAUCUAAUUUGUGCAAGUAUUGUAAUUUGUAUAGCUAGUACAAUUGGAAUAUUUUGAGUGAUCUCUUCGACAUUAUUUUGAGGAUACGAAAAGAAAAAAAUUCUGUGUUAGUAUUUAAUGAAAUGUACAGUGCCAAGCUCAUAACAUUUUGUUGUCUUUUUAUUCUCAUAACACCCUUGAUGGCUAUAGGGGUUGUUUCUUUUUUUUCCACACACCCAGGGAUGUUGACAAGCUUGUUUUGUUUUAUUUUGGGGGUUUUUUUUUCUCAGAGAAAAAUGAAUAAGUAUGGUGUGUGUUUUUACCAUUAUGAAUUCGUUUAGAUGGAGGAUGUUUUAAAGGCCACAUAAAAUGGACAGGGACAGUGUCCAGCGAUGAAAAAUUAUGGAUUUAUUUUCAUGACAAUAAAUUUCAAUACAGCCCUUUUUGUUAUUGUUUAUUGCAUUGAUCCCCUUGGAUACGACAAUGAGAAACAAAGAAUUUGUAUAAUAAAGUUGAUGGGAAAAAA